UUCUGAAACCACUUGGAAAGAAACACACGUUCCCGACCGCAGGCCCCGUGCCCUGGCAAAGGCUGGAGCCACCUGUGCAGUCAGAGUCUGCAUUCGAUGUCAGCAGUCAUGUCCUGUGCUUGCCUUGGGUAACGUCAUUUCCCUGAACAAUGAAGUUUUCAGCAGUCAUCAUUAAAAAGGGGGAAAUAGAGCAGCUGGGUACGGAAUCCCGCCGUUCAUGGGUGUGCUCCGUAACAGCAAGUUCAUCUGGCUGCACUGAAGGGGAUAGCAGCAGAUAGAGCACUGCCACAUAAAAACCUUCCUAGAUUGUGUACUCCAGAUACAACAUAAAACGAGCUGAGAGCCAGUCUGAAAGGUGUAAUCAAGCUUAAUUAACACAAAGCACAUUUCCACAUCAGUUCACAGGAGGAAGUUGUGCCAUAACUUGAUUAAAGCUUCCUGAAGGCAAGUAAACAGCCAUUUGAAUUACAAAUGUCAGCAUUUCAUCACAGGGCUUGUUGUGCAACCUCACAUUAAAGCAUUAAGUUGUCCGGCAGCUGAAAUUGGCGCAAAGGGCUGCUCAGGAAAUGGGCGCCUGACGAGGGGCACGUUCCGCCUGGCCACGCGUGACACACCAGGAGUCACCGACACUUGAUGGAUUUCUAACUAGUUCUUUUCCCCAGCUUUUCCAACUCACAGCUUUUCCGCACAGCCCCACACCCCAGGACCAGCCCUACAGACUGUUCCAGGCUCAGCCAUAAACGCUUCCCCUGGGGUCGGUCAGAUGUGCUGGUGUCUCUGGGGGCCAACAAAAAGCUGGCAGCAAGGGUAACCCAUCUUCCUCCGGCGCUCUUUUGCCCACUGUUCACGCCACGCUCUUCCAGGAGCAUUGGCUGGGGCUGGAAAAGAGCCCCACAAGCAGCCCCAUCCCCAUCGCGGGGCUCCGGGCGCCCUCACCCCACGCAGCAGCACAAGUACGCAUGCGCACAGCCGAAAUCUGCCCCUGCAAGGCGGCUCCCCCCUAGCAACAGCGCUGACCUCACCGUGCACCAAUCAGCGCCGGGCAGUACCCGAAUCUUCCAGAGCUUUCCCUACAGCCGCCCAGCCCCGCCCUUCUGUGUCUUUACUCCGGAUCACCCAAUCAACACCCGCCGUUCUUACUGCUGCACCAAUCAUUGCCGAACUUCCAGGUCUUGCCACUAACCGCUGCACCGCACCUCCAGAUCCAUCCGCGCCCCCAGAAAUUUCCAGAUUUUUUAAGGGUCUGAGGUCCCACACUAAGACUCCAGGACCCCCUUGUCCCCGGAAGAGCGAUUGGAGGGGGAGAAAGUUCAACAUGCAGAUCUUUGUCAAGACCCUGACUGGCAAGACCAUCACCCUUGAGGUUGAGCCCAGUGACACCAUUGAGAAUGUGAAGGCCAAGAUCCAGGACAAGGAAGGCAUUCCCCCAGACCAGCAGAGGCUGAUCUUCGCUGGCAAGCAGCUGGAAGACGGGCGCACCCUGUCUGACUACAACAUCCAGAAGGAAUCCACUCUCCACCUGGUGCUGCGCCUGAGAGGAGGGAUGCAGAUCUUUGUGAAGACCCUGACUGGCAAGACCAUCACCCUCGAGGUUGAGCCCAGUGACACCAUUGAGAAUGUGAAGGCCAAGAUCCAGGACAAGGAAGGCAUUCCCCCAGACCAGCAGAGGCUGAUUUUUGCUGGCAAGCAGCUGGAAGACGGGCGCACCCUGUCUGACUACAACAUCCAGAAGGAAUCCACCCUGCACCUGGUGCUGCGCCUGAGGGGAGGAAUGCAGAUCUUUGUGAAGACCUUGACUGGCAAGACCAUCACCCUUGAGGUUGAGCCCAGUGACACCAUUGAGAAUGUGAAGGCCAAGAUCCAGGACAAGGAAGGCAUUCCCCCCGAUCAGCAGAGGCUGAUCUUCGCUGGCAAGCAGCUGGAAGAUGGUCGUACUCUGUCUGACUACAACAUCCAGAAGGAAUCCACCCUGCACCUGGUGCUGCGCCUGAGGGGAGGGAUGCAGAUUUUUGUCAAGACCCUGACUGGCAAGACCAUCACCCUCGAGGUUGAGCCCAGUGAUACCAUUGAGAAUGUGAAGGCCAAGAUCCAGGACAAGGAAGGCAUUCCCCCAGACCAGCAGAGGCUGAUCUUUGCUGGCAAGCAGCUGGAAGACGGGCGCACCCUGUCCGACUACAACAUCCAGAAGGAAUCCACCCUGCACCUGGUGCUGCGCCUGAGGGGUGGCAUGCAGAUCUUUGUGAAGACCCUGACUGGUAAGACAAUUACUCUUGAAGUGGAGCCCAGUGACACCAUUGAGAAUGUGAAGGCCAAGAUCCAGGACAAGGAAGGCAUUCCCCCUGAUCAGCAGAGGCUGAUCUUCGCUGGCAAGCAGCUGGAAGAUGGGCGCACCCUAUCUGACUACAACAUCCAGAAGGAAUCCACUCUCCACCUGGUGCUGCGCCUGAGAGGAGGGAUGCAGAUCUUUGUGAAGACCCUGACUGGCAAGACCAUCACCCUUGAGGUUGAGCCCAGUGACACCAUUGAGAAUGUGAAGGCCAAGAUCCAGGACAAGGAAGGCAUUCCCCCAGACCAGCAGAGGCUGAUCUUCGCUGGCAAGCAGCUGGAAGACGGGCGCACCCUGUCCGACUACAACAUCCAGAAGGAAUCCACCCUGCACCUGGUGCUGCGCCUGAGGGGUGGCUGUUAAGUUAUUGUGCAUCUUGCUUCCCAACAAGAUUGCCAAUAGCAUUUAUGUUUGCACUGUAGUUCUUUAAUGUCUUAAGUUAAAUGCAAGGUGAAUGCAAGCUUAAGUAACUGCUGAACAACUGUCUGUUGAAAUGCUAAUAAAGUUUUCUGUUGCACAUCACAA
Messenger RNA from Columba livia (rock pigeon), 2851 nucleotides. RefSeq names its product polyubiquitin-C. Gene Ontology annotation, cellular component: nucleus; cytoplasm. The transcript is spliced from 4 exons. The record is from RefSeq and is a predicted model, not a curated record. Gene Ontology annotation, biological process: modification-dependent protein catabolic process; protein ubiquitination. NCBI's taxonomy places the organism in Eukaryota, Metazoa, Chordata, Aves, Columbiformes, Columbidae. Gene Ontology annotation, molecular function: protein tag activity; ubiquitin protein ligase binding; RNA binding. Bases 1316 to 2689 code for a protein of 457 amino acids.